AUGAAAGUGUUGGUGGUGGGGGUCGCAAACGACCAGUCCAUCGCAUACGGCUGCGCGAAGGCGUUCAGCGAGCAGGGAGCCGACCUGGCGGUUACGUUCCUGAAUGAAAAGGCCGAACCGCAUGUCCGGCCGCUUGCCGAAGAACUGGGCGCUGAAAUCGUUGCGCCGCUCGAUGUUCGCGACCUGGAACAGCAGGAUGCGCUCUUUCGUGAGAUCACGGAGAAAUGGGGCAGGCUCGAUACGUUGCUUCACUCGAUAGCAUUUUCGAAAAAGGAAGACCUUCACGGGCGUGUCGUGGAUUGUUCCGCCGAGGGGUUCGGCCUGGCGAUGGAUAUCUCGGUACAUUCUUUCCUGCGCCUAAUCCGCGGCGCUGAACCGCUUAUGCCGCAAGGCGGAACCUGCAUGACAGUGUCCUUCAUGGGGGCACAGAAGGUUGUCGAGAACUAUGGGGUCAUGGGACCGGUCAAGGCGGCGCUCGAAGCCGCAACCCGUUAUGCUGCCGCUGAAAUGGGACCGAGGGGAAUAUCCGUUCAUGCGCUCUCGCCCGGACCAUUGAAAACCCGUGCGGCAUCGGGAAUUGCGGAGUUCGACGAACUCCUGAACGACGCUGCCGAGCGUGCGCCCACGCAUCAGCUUGCAACAAUCGACGAUGUUGGAGCCUACGCUGCGUUCCUGGCAAGCCGGGAAGCCUUCAACGUUACCGGCGGCAUUCACUUCAUAGAUGGCGGAUACAGCAUUGUUGGAUAG
This is a messenger RNA of Effrenium voratum, 747 nucleotides long. The record is from the annotation of a GenBank genome assembly. Lineage: Eukaryota; Dinophyceae; Suessiales; Symbiodiniaceae.